Messenger RNA from Trichomycterus rosablanca, 624 nucleotides. RefSeq names its product galactose-specific lectin nattectin-like. The coding region runs from base 1 to 624 and encodes 207 amino acids. Gene Ontology annotation, molecular function: signaling receptor activity. The record is from RefSeq and is a predicted model, not a curated record. Lineage: Eukaryota; Metazoa; Chordata; Actinopteri; Siluriformes; Trichomycteridae. The transcript has 8 exons.
AUGGUUUCAGAAUGUCAAGAAGGUUGGACCCAGUUUGGAUCUCGCUGCUUCAGGAUCUUCGAACAACCGGCCACCUGGGCUGCUGCUGAGCAAAACUGUGUAAACACGGGAGGGCAUCUUGCAUCAGUGCACAGUAACGAAGAGCACAGUUUUAUCCAGGGUUUAGUCCUGAGUACUACUAAAUCAAACACACAAACAUUGUUAGGUGCCAGUGAUGCAGCACAGGAGGGAGUAUGGGUGUGGACUGAUGGGUCAGCUUUCGAUUACAGUCAAUGGGGAAGUGGAGAGCCAAAUAAUUUUCAAAUGGAAAAUUGUUUGACCAUGAAUUAUUUCCCAGGAACACAAAAUUGGAAUAAUGUGCCUUGUAGUUUCUCAUAUGCAUCAGCAUGUGCAAAAGCAUCCUCCCCCAGCACCGUUCCCUCCAAUACUGUAGCAUACACAACCUUCAGCCCUACUCCACAAGAUGUGCUGGGCUUGCAGGUCAGACUUACUUCAACAAGAAAUGUAACAGCAUCUAAUGAAUUAGAUCAGCUGCUCAAAGAGGUUAAAAGGAUUCUGAUCUUGAAUGGUGUGCCCGACAAAUUUACACUUCGUGUGAGGCAGAUUCACAAGAAAUCCCCCUAA